This is a messenger RNA of Papilio machaon (common yellow swallowtail), 2172 nucleotides long. RefSeq lists its product as uncharacterized. The transcript has a single exon. The coding region runs from base 1 to 2172 and encodes 723 amino acids. NCBI's taxonomy places the organism in Eukaryota, Metazoa, Arthropoda, Insecta, Lepidoptera, Papilionidae. The record is from RefSeq and is a predicted model, not a curated record. Gene Ontology annotation, molecular function: zinc ion binding; nucleic acid binding.
AUGGACAACACUGUGAUGGAUGAGGGACAGGAUAACGUCUGUCUGAAUGCGAACCUGCCGCUGUCUGAGGAUGAGAGCGUGUCUAGGCGCCAACUCGGUGCCACGACUGCUGAGAAAGUUUCGCCACAGGAUAAGAACGGAGGUAAGGAGGCGCCGACUCGCAUUUUGCGGAGUAAUACCAAAAAGGGCGAGCCGUCCACCUCGGGACUUAUACCUAGGUUCCCCUCUGGGACUUCCCAGAAGAGACCCUUAAGUAUAUCGCCUGAUGAGCAGGCCGACCCAGCGGUAGCCCUCAAGGUGGCCUCAACGUCAACUCGAGGCCGCGGUAAGCGAGCUUUAGGAGCCUACAGCUUCCUAAAGGAAGCAAAGGAGUAUCUGGCUGAGGGGGAGGAGAGCGGGGAUGAUGACUCUGAUGUCACCUACCGUGCACCUUACAGGAAGAUAGCGAGCCCAGUCCAAGCGACCAGGGGGCUUUACGAGGACGAAGACCGCAGUGCCCCGCUUGCCGUAACAGUGGAGGCCCUUGCUGCAGAGGCCCUGAUGAACGUCGCAAAAAUACAGGGCGAAGUUAAAAAGAGUGGACACCUUAAAGGCACAGUGAUUGGCCAGAUUAAUAAGGCCACGCAGAAAGUAAUAGACGCAGUAGAGGGCCUACGAUCUAUUACACCAGAAGAGGAGCAGCGCAGACUCCGUGCUGAUAACGCUCGGCUCGCAAGAGAGCUAGAGUUGAUGCGCAGAGAACUGCGAGCCUUUAAAGAAGCGUAUGCUGAACAGAACAGAACACCUGUGGCAUCGAGGAACACAGCUGGGGUCCAACCAGGUGUAGAAGAAAUAAUAAAGGAGGCCAUGGAAGGAAUGAGACGCGAGCUUCUGCAGUCGGUGGGCGGAAUGGUCAACGCCCGCCUCGAAGACCUGGAGAUGCGUCUCCCUGCAGAGCCUGUGAUACGACCACACCUGAACGCCGAUCAGCGACAGCCACCACCGCCCCGCCACAGAGUCCGUUCUGGUUUGGCGAACAGCGCUAUGAAAGGAACAGCCGAUCAGCCAGCCCAAGCCAAGGCUGCUCAGCCAGGGCCCAAGAGGAUCCCGAAGACGAAGGCGAGGCCGACUGUCCCUCCGCCUCCUCCUCCCCCCAAGGGAAAACAGAGAGGUGGAAAUGAAGAAAUGGCCUCCUCAACUGGAACAGGACCAGUGCAACAAGACCAGAUUCCUCAAGAAGCGCCAUGGUCGAAGGUUGUUGGCCGUAAAUCAAGGGGAAAGGCUCCGACCCAGCCCACCUCCCAAACCGUGGAAAUCCAAAAAAGGGCCGUGGUCGCCCCAAAGCCUAUCAAGAUAGUGGCCCCCAAGACGGCGGCCAUUAUGAUAACUUUGAAGGAGGGGGCGACCAUAGCCACAACUGAUGGCCAAAUUGUUGCGGCCAAGUAUGCGGAGGUCCUAUCUAAGGCUAGGGCCUCUAUCUCGCUUAGAGAUGUUGGUCUGGAGUCGGUCAAGAUACGAACUAGUAUGACCGGCUCCAAACUGAUGGAGGUGGGAGGGGAGACUCCAGAUGAGUCGGCCGACCGCCUAGCCGCAGAGUUGACCAGAGUCGUUGGGGAUUUGGCGGAUAUUACCCGCCCAACCAAACUGGCCGACCUUCGGUUUGCCGGUUUGGACGACUCGGUCAGCCGCGAAGAGCUGGCGGAAAAGGUGGCGACGGCUGGGGGCUGCUCUCCCACCUUGGUCAAAGUGGGCCAAAUCCGUCCCAGCUUCUGGGGCGGUGGCUCGGCCAUCGUUAGAUGCCCAGCGACGGCUGCUAAGACGGUCGUCGCUAUGGGUAAAAUGGCUAUUGGGUGGAGCAUGGCCACUAUCACGGCAGUGCAGGCCCAGCCUCUGCGCUGUUAUAAGUGUAUGAUGCUGGGCCAUACACGGGCUCUCUGUCCUUCAGAGUGUCAAACGGAGGUAGAAAAUGGGCAACUCUGCUUCCGUUGUGGCAAAGAGGGACACAAGGCUGCAACGUGCGAGGCCCCUGCGAAAUGCACAGUUUGUGCAAAGACAGGUCGUCCGCAUAGUCACCUGAUGGGGGGUGCUAAAUGCGCACCACCUACGGUGAAGGGAAAGGUCCCUAAGAUUAUGUCUCCCCAAAAUCCGCCACAGAACCGACAGGCGGCCGAGGAAGAUAUGCAGGUGUCUUAA